AUGUGCAGCCAAGAUCAAGCAAAAGAUCUUAAUCCAAACAUCAUCGAGUCCAUGAAAAAUAGUGAUAUUUACAAGUCUUCAUCCAGAUUCUUUUACGACUUUGGCUGGGAUAUUCUUCCACUAACUGUUUUAAGGAGUUUCUUUAAAUCCUGUAUAAAGCUAGCGGAAGAUAAAGAGCAACCAGCCAUUCAGAUCACAUUUCAGUGUCUAGUAGCAGAUCAAGAAGGUCGUAGAACUGCAUGGAAAUCUACUGAAUACAUCGGCAGGAUGGACGCUAUCAAGGUAGCGUUUGACAAAAAUGAUGCGGUGCUGAAAGAAGAUAGGUCCGUAUAUCGGUAUUGUCACUGUUUUUAUGCCCGAUAUUAUUCUAACAUACCAACAAAUACACCAUAUCCUGAUCUUCUAGAAGAUAAUCUUACGCCUUUACCUGAAAACAACGAUCGAAGCCCAAUGGAGAAUGCUGACGAGGCACUUAUUUUAAUCCAACGUGCACAUUUGAACAAGAAACGUGCAAGUAAAGUAUUUCAUUCAGAUAAAGGAAAGUACGAGGAUUACAUGAACUGUGCAAAGUCAUUUUACAACCAAGCUUUGUCGACAUCUCAAGAGUUGUUGGGCAAUCAUGAAUUAACGUGUAAAUGUCAUAAAUUCUUAGGAGACUUAUACUUACUCUGGCGGAAGAACGAAGAGGCAAUUGGGUAUUAUUCCGAUGCCAUAAAACUGAGCAAGAAACUACAACUUGAUUCCAACGAGGCUUUUGUAUACUUGCUCAAGAAUGAUGGGUUAUGCUUGUCUUUUCUUCGUCGCUUUGAUGAAUCGGUGGAAAUAUUAAACGAAGCACGUGACAUAGCUGACAAACUCGCUCAGAAGCACUCCCCUUGUAGAGCCAGUGUGUAUUAUGUGUUAGCAGGAACGUAUCGUGCCUGGAAACCUGAUUGCAAAGAAGCCGCGAAAUAUGCUAAUACAGCAAUCGAGAUGCGAGAAUGGUUGGACUCGCGUAGCGUAAAAACAAUGGAAGACAUUAUUAAAACAGCAGAAGGACACAUGGAGUGA
Messenger RNA from Paramuricea clavata, 1050 nucleotides. The record is from the annotation of a GenBank genome assembly. NCBI's taxonomy places the organism in Eukaryota, Metazoa, Cnidaria, Anthozoa, Malacalcyonacea, Plexauridae.